CAUGCGCAUUUCGCUUUUAUUUUCAACUCGGUGCUGUGGAAUGGCGGCGUCAAGAUGGACGUUUACAAAAGAACAACUUGCGAACACUCCCAGUCGAAAGAUGGGGAUAGAUGCCGACAAAGAACUCUCAUAUCGUCAGCAAGCUGCCAAUCUCAUACAAGAUAUGGGGCAGCGACUCUCUGUUACACAGUUAUGCAUCAACACUGCCAUUGUAUACAUGCAUAGAUUCUACAUGCUGAGGCCUUUCACCAAGUUUCCAAGAAAUGAGAUGGCUCCAGCCUGUUUGUUUUUAUCCUGCAAGGUGGAAGAGCAGCCCAGGAAGCUGGAACACGUCAUCAAAGUAGCACAUUCCUGUCUAUACAGAGACAACAGGCCAGCACCAGAUCCAAAAACUGAGGCUUACCUAGAGCAGGCCCAGCAGCUUGUGAUCAAUGAGAACAUUUUACUACAGACUCUAGGUUUUGAAGUCAGAGUGGAACAUCCACACACAUUUAUUGUUAAAGCCACAGCUCUAGUUAAAGCCAGCAAAGAUCUGUCCCAGAGCAGUUACUAUCUGGCUACCAACAGCCUCCAUAUGACGACGUUCUGUCUGCAGUACCGUCCCACUGUCGUGGCCUGUGUGUGCAUGUACCUAGCCUGUAAAUGGGCCAAGUAUAUGAUACCGAAGUCUAACGAAGGAAAGGAGUGGUUCUAUUAUGUAGACCCGUCAGUGACUAAAGAGCUUAUAGAAGAUCUCUACAAUGAAUUCCUCAAUAUACUCGACACUUGUCCAACAAAGCUGAAAAAGAAGAUUAUGGGGUGGAAGGGUACUGAGAGUCAGCAGCGUGACAUGCCCAACCAGGACCCCACAGACCUAACAGGUGCAAAUCCCUUCCCCACUACCUCCCAGCAGAGACACGAACGUCGCGAUAGCAGUCACCACUCAGGGCAAUUAUCCAGGGUUCCGCCCACUGAACACAGGUCUAACCAGGAGCACAGCCUUGCACAUGUAAGGGAUGUGCGUCCUGACCAGGCCAGGGAUGUGCAGGUUGACCGCCGGAAGGACCCUCACAUAAUCUAUGACCGGAAGCUGCACCCUGCCCCAGGUUCAGCACAGACUGACCACAGGGGGCCCAGAAGGGAGGAGACCAGGGGCUCACAUUCCAACACUCAAAAGAAGGAGGCCCUCCCUCAGGCCGCUGACCACAGAGAAAGACAUUUCCAGGACAGUUUCAAGAAGGACAAGGCACCUGUAGCGGUGAAACGGGAACAUGAUGUAAAUGGGCGAUCGUCCACACCUCAACCCUCACGACCUCAGCAGGAAGUCAUGUUAACUGAACAAAAUGUGGAUAGUCUGUUGGUGAAGUUGGAAACUGGUACCACGGCAACCUCAGGUGCUUCUGAUUCUCAGUCCUCGGUAACAUCAGUUGGUGCUGAAAUGCAGAAAAAAACAAAAUCUGAAACUGCAAUUAACUUUAAAGAGUACAUGAAACGAAAGGAGAAGGAGAAAAAGGAAAAAGAGCAAGCUGAGAGGUUGAGAAUUCAGCUUGAAAAAGAAAAGGAAAAGAGAGCUAAGGAAGCAGAGAAUCUUAAUAAAACUUAUUCAGAAGGUAUGAGUAACCGAGAACAAAAACCUAGACCUCCAAAGUUAGACGUAAGUCUGCCACUACCUGCAAACUUGGAUGAGUUUUCUACUAAAGAUGUUUCUGAAAGGCCAUAUGAAGUUAAUAUAAAAAGUCCUAUUAAACCUCAUAAAAAUAUUACUGUAAAAAGUCCAAUAAAAAGUUCAGAUCUCAAACAACCAAAGUUGGAAUUACCAAAAGUGCAACUAACACCGGAAAAAGAUGGUAGUGAUCCAUUUAGUGUGAAUAUUAAUAGUGAUCCUGCUAUACGAAAACUUAUUGGAAAGGAAGCGUCUGUUGUACAUUCUAAUGGUAGUGAUUUGAUAAAAUUGGAAACAAUGACUAGAAUAAAACAGGAGCCUGGAAUUUCACCCAGACUUUCCCCUCGUGUAAAACCGGAAUUCCCCCAUUCAGGUGCUAUAAAAAUGGAACCAAUGUUCACUUUGGAGGUAAAAGUUAAACAUGAAGUGAUGGAUCUGGAAGUGAAUCAAGAACCAAAGACAAUCCACACAGACCCAUUAACACUAAAAAUUAAGAAAGAGUCCGACAAAACUAGUCAGUCCAGCAUCAAGGUUCUUACACAUUUUAAGGACGAUUUAGAACCUGGUGAAAUUGAUGACUCUGAGCCAGAAAUAAACCUGCUGCCAGAGCAUGUUUCAGCACCAGCAAUUAAAAUAAGAGAGCUGGGCUAUGAUCCUGAUGUGGGACUUGAAAGUGCCCAUGCACUGAAGCAAGCCAUGGAACGAGAGGCUUUAGGUGGAAGGGCUACCCCUGGCUUAGGUCAGUCUAGGGUAGAUGGAGGUACUCAGCUAAACACACCCAUUAGAAUGAAGAUACCACGAACUCAUUCACAGCCUGAGAGCCCCUCUCUAAAGAUAAAAAUCAGCACUAAAGGGAUAUCUACAGAUAGUGAUCAUAGCUCAGGAAAACACAGCUCUCCGCAUAGACAUAAACACAAACACAAGGACAAGCAUAAGCACAAGUCACAUAAACAUUCCCGGGAUAAGGAGAGACUUAGAGAUCAUGACAAGCUUAAGGAUAGUCAGUCUUCAAGUUCAAGUGUGGGGACCAAUGGCCAAUCGCAGUCAAUUAAAUUAAGCAUUAAAAUUGGUGAUCUUCAAAGUCACUCAAGCCCUAGUGCUACAGAAGUGCCAGGUAAGCAAAAGCUUGACAAACAAAAGCACAGGUCUUCAAUAUCAGAUCCAGCCUUGAACAGAAAUGCUAGUGUAGAGGCUGAAAGAACUCAGCCAUGGUCAAUGUCUGACCUGGCUAAGCCGGCCUUGGCUGCUGCUGUUGCAGAGUCACCAUCUAGAAAGAGGCGUCGUACGUCCAAUGUGGAGCCUAACACGGAUAUGUCGCAACACAAGACUGCAAAGAUGGGGCCACCAAGACUGCGGCGGUCUUCCUCGUCGCAUUCUGUUGUGAGUAUGGAAAUGUCUGAUGAGGAAUCAUGCCAAACAAAUGGUCAGAUACAAACAGAACAUGAACCUAUGAUCAAUAAAUUAAAAGAUAAUCUGCAGCAGCUCAUUGCUCAAAAACAAAUUGAAUACAUCAAAAACAAGCAAGCUCAUGAAUCUAGAAACUCGCCAAUGCAAGCUCUUAAGAAACCUAUAGACAGACAACAGUCUGGCUUUGACCUCGACGGGAUGAUGUGGGCAGGUAACUCAGGAGAUCACCCGCCCCUGCCUUCUGACAUACCUGCCCCACCUCCUCCCCCUCCACAACAGGUCGCCAGACCACCACCGCGGUGAUGUUAGCAUGAUUUCAUAGUUCUUAUGAUUGUUGUCUUAUCCUUUCAGUGUGAUUUAAAAUAUUUUCCAGUGUUUUGUACUUAAUAGAUUCAUUUAUCUUGUGAUGUGCCCCAUCAUUGAUAGUGAUCAUAUGCUUAUUUGUCCCCUACCAGUGAAACCGGAGAGGGACUUAUGGUUUGCGCUCUGUGUGUCUGUCAGUCUGUCACACUUUUCUGGAUCCUGCGAUAACUUUAAAAGUUCUUCUUUUUUUUGAUGAAACUUGAAACAUUGACAGAUGGCAAUAUGGAGAUAAUGCACCUAAUUUCAUUUAGUUCCUACGGCAAGAAUUCUGGUUGCUAUGGCAACAAAUAAACUACAAAUAUUGCUGAAAAUGGUGGAUCCUGCGUAGUUCGGGGACUUUUAUUGCUUGGCAAUAGUCUUGUUUCAUUUUGGUUCAAUUUUUUACUGAAGUGAAUUAUUGAAUUCAACUGUCAUUUUUAUAAUAUCUGAUAUAUAACAGUGUAUGGUCACAAAUGUGUAUGCUCAAAAUGUUCAGAAUAUCGUUUUAAAUGUCCACACUUUUGUGUAAUUCAAUAAUUAUUAUGGAAAUGCAAAUAUUCAAAAACUGCUUUAAUUGCCAUAAAAUAUUAUUGUUAUUACAGUUUUCAUAGAUCUUUAUGUUGUUAUAUGAUUGUCACGAUUUAAUGUAAUUGUACAUUGCUGUAAUUUGACAGCUUGUAAUUGUGGAUUUUUUUUAUUGUUGAAUCAUUUAAACUUCACAGACGCCAUCAGGUAAUGUGUUUGUCUGUAUUAGUUUUUAUGUUAAACUUUUGUAUUUAAAGAAAAUCUGUCAAUUGUGGGGAAUUAUAUUAUUAUCCAAAGUUCUCACAUUUAGCUUUUUUGCAUUGAGUUUUUUAUUAAAUAGCCAAUAUAUGCUUAAAUUUAGUGCAUUUACAUGUAACAUACAUGUACACAUAAUCAGCAUGGGUUGGAAAAUAGUCUCACAAUAUGACAAAGAAGAGCGUACCAUAUUUUAAAACUUUUCAGUCAAAUCCAAUAUUCUAUUUCCCAAUUAUUAUACAGAUGAUGCAAAAUUACAUCAUUAAUAUUGUUAACUACCAAUAGUUAAUCUGAACUUGUGUUUGCAAAGUAUUAAAAAAUGAUGUAUAUAUUUUGCAUAAAGAGGUGUUUUUUUUAGUUAUUUCUUUAUUGAAAACAGCGAGGCUAUUUGGGGUUUAGCACUUAAUGCUGGUUUAAAAUGUUGGAUUGACGACAAUUGCUCUACAGCUUCUCUUGGUAUCAAAACCCUUGAUUUAAUGGUAAAAAAGAAACCAGUACCAUCAUUUAUAAGUUGAAUAAAGAUAUAAAGCUAAGAUAUGCUAGUUUUGCCAUUGUGCAGUAUUUUCUAACUUGUUAAUUUUUUGUACAAACACUUUUUGGGUAUGAUGUUCUAAAAAACACAAAAAAACACAGAAGACGUGUAAAAAAAUUCCUUUAAUACAGUACUUUGCAUGCAAUUUUCAUUAUGUUAUACAUGUCCAUAAGUCUUGGAUUAUGGUUUAUAUUUUGAUAAGGUUUCUUUAUGAUACAUGUUUGGUUGUACCAACAGCUUAUUUCAUGCAUACAAUUGAAUGAAUUGUUUGUAUUAUCUCAUGCUUAUACAACCUUCUUCAAGCUAAAAAAAAAGAAAAGCAAAAUCAGCAAUAAUUAAGUCUACCUUGGCACUUUUCUCCAUAAUUCAAGGUUUCUUCUGCUUCUUAUAAUGUGUUGAAUGCUUAAGCAUAUUGCCUUAAAUUACUUGUCAAUGUUAAAUAGCAUUGCUCAUAAUAAUUAUAUUAGCUGGUUAUAAAAGGUGCAAUUUUCUGUAUUUUAAAACCAGUCUUGAUAUUCUGAAUUUCUGUUAUGUAUUUUGAUGUGUGUCAUUACUUCCGUGAUAGAAGUGCUGUAUUUAACAAUGGUAUGGAAAUGAAAGCAUGUUGACAUAAUGAAUCAAGGUAUAUACAUGUAAUGUCCUGUCUCACAAAUAAUUUUAUGUAGCUUUGUCCAUCUGCUAUUAUGUCCAUUGACACCACUGUCUAAAUUUGGUCAGUAGAAAACUUAACAUAACAUUAGCCUCUGGGUCUAUAUUCUCCAACUAAUCCGUAGAGUUAAGCAUAUAAAAUAGACUUACAAGGAAUAGACUUUGAUCCAAGAAAAUGGUCUUCCUGGGAUGAAUAUAUGAUAUAAAUGGUGCUAUUGUCAUGAAAUUAAAGUAUUGCUUUACUGAACUUUUAAGCAGUUUAUUUAAUACAUUACAGCAUUAUGAAGAACAUUCUAUAUUUCUAGACUUCAGUGUAAGCAUUGGUUGGUGAAUACAGACCCAGGUGUCUUGUUAUAACAUAUGUGAAGGCGUAUUUAACAAUACAUGCAUGAGCAGAACUGAAACAUGUUAGUUUGUAUCAUUGAUUAAACAUUUACUUCUUUACAAGUAGUAUUGGUUGUCCUUUGUUUAGUAAAAAAAUUUAUGUUGCAUAUUUGUUAAUUAUGCCCCCCUUCGAAGAAGAGGGGGUAUAUUGUUUUGCUCAUGUCUGUAGGUCGGUCCGUCCACCAGAUUGUUUCCGGAUGAUAACUCAAGAACGCUUAGGCCUAGGAUCAUGAAACUUCAUAGGUUCAUUGAUCAUGACUGGCAGAUGACCCCUAUUGAUUUUCAGGUGACUAGGUCAAAGGUCAAGGUCACAGUGACUCGAAAUAGUAAAAUGGUUUCCGGAUGAUAACUCAAGACCCCUUAGGCCUAGGAUCAUGAAACUUCAUAGGUACAUUGAUCAUGACUGGCAGAUGACCCUUAUUGAUUUUCAGAUCACUAGGUCAAA
Dreissena polymorpha is the source of this 6180-nucleotide messenger RNA. Its product is annotated as cyclin-T-like. NCBI's taxonomy places the organism in Eukaryota, Metazoa, Mollusca, Bivalvia, Myida, Dreissenidae. The coding region runs from base 2 to 3352 and encodes 1116 amino acids. Gene Ontology annotation, cellular component: cyclin/CDK positive transcription elongation factor complex; nucleus. Gene Ontology annotation, biological process: positive regulation of DNA-templated transcription, elongation; regulation of transcription by RNA polymerase II. The record is from RefSeq and is a predicted model, not a curated record. Gene Ontology annotation, molecular function: cyclin-dependent protein serine/threonine kinase activator activity. The transcript has 11 exons.